Asterias rubens (European starfish) is the source of this 1803-nucleotide messenger RNA. Its product is annotated as cholinesterase 1-like. The transcript is spliced from 11 exons. Lineage: Eukaryota; Metazoa; Echinodermata; Asteroidea; Forcipulatida; Asteriidae. The coding region runs from base 1 to 1803 and encodes 600 amino acids. The record is from RefSeq and is a predicted model, not a curated record.
AUGCUUGACUGUGAGGAUGGAGAGAUCAAGAAGGGACUUGCUACCAACAUGGGCGAGAUUGCUCUAUGUGAUGUCACUGAUGACGUCAUUAUUACAUCAUGCCGCCGCCCAACCUGCCGUCAAUGUAUCACAAGGAAUGCUAGAAACAUCAACAUAGAUACGUACAUUGGCGUACCCUUCGCCGAACCACCAACCGGGGCCCAGCGCUUCAGGCCCCCGGUAGCCCUUGAGUCAUGGGAGGGAACGUGGAACGCAACUUUCGCGAGAGACGCAUGUGCUCAGGCGAUAAUACGAAGCAGUGAAGACUGUCUGCACCUCAACGUUUACGUGCCAGAAAAUGCGCCCCCAGGUGCAGCAGUUAUGGUAUGGUUCCAUGGAGGGGGUUACAGCCUGGGCAUAAGUACCUCGACGUCUUACGACCCCAUCUCGCUUCUGAGCGUGGCUAGUGACGUCAUUUUUGUCUCUGCAAACUACCGUCUUGGGGUUUUGGGAUUUCUCUCGACUGGAGACGCAUCAUCACCGGGAAACUACGGGUUGUUGGACCAGGUUGAAGCCCUGAAGUGGGUGCAGAUAAAUAUCGCAGCGUUUGGAGGUGAUCCAUCCAGAGUCACCAUCUUUGGUGAGAGCGCAGGAGCAGCUAGUGUGUCCUUACAUCUGGUGUCUCCUCUCACCCAGGGUUAUUUCAACAGAGCAAUCAUGCAAAGCGGCACGUUUUUAUCACCAUGGGCUUUUGAUUACAGCCGUAAGAGCGAAAGAAGUUUAUCCGUAGCGAAGACUCUUGCCGGCCGAGUGAACUGCCCGACGGAUUCCACCAGCGACAUGGUGACGUGUCUGCGCAGUGUACCCGAUUCAGUCAUCAUUGACGCACAACAACAGAUGAUAAGUGAGGCAGCCACCACGACGAGUGACCUAGUUUUCAAGCCGGUUGUAGACGACUUCUACGUCACCGACGCACCGGAUGUUCUGUUACAGAAGGGCGCCCUCCACCCAGCUGACAUCUUAAUUGGCACAAAUAGAGACGAAGGGUCACUGUUUGCGCUGAACGUGUAUUCCAGCACUCAUCUGAACACGGACAAACCCCCUAUAAUUCCUCUAGUGGUCCUAAGAGAUCUUCUCCCGGGCUUCUCCAACUACAACCACCCGCAACUCCUGAGCGCCAUCGAACAUCACUACAUAGACUGGUCCAUCGCAGACAACUCGACCGAGGAUCAGUACCAAGCAUUCGCCUCCAUGACGACUGACAACGCGUUCGUCUGCCCCACGGAUAACUUCGCUCGGAUGGCGGCAGCGAGCGGCAACCGCACCGUGUUCAUGUACCACCUGACCCACGUUCCGCAACGCUCUAUGAUCAGCAUUACUGGAAACAUAGGACCGAAGUGGCUCGGGGUGGGCCAUGCCGAAGACUUGCAGUUUAUAUUCAUGUAUGGGCUCAAUUCUGAGAGGGCGUUCGUUCAGUCGCCAGAAGACUUACAGGUCGGGCUACAGAUGGUUGAAUAUUGGACUAAUUUCAUCAAGCAUGGAUCCCCAGAUGAACCCAACACUACUCCGUCGGACCCCUGGACCCCCUACCGACCCCCUUCAUCUACGGUAUACAAAGAGUUGUCAUCUACCAUGAAAAAUGGUCGGGCGCUCAAGGCCAAAGCAUGCGAAUUCUGGAACUCAUAUUUACCGAAACUAGCAACAUUUACAGCUAACAGUACCGAUCUGAAAGCUGAUUGGUCAAAUGAAGUCACGAGGUGGCAGGAGCAAGAUAUGGCCGACUGGUAUACGUCUUUCAAUAGUUACAAAGAUGGCGUCCAGUGA